Molecule: messenger RNA, 1344 nt
Organism: Marasmius oreades (fairy-ring Marasmius)
Lineage: Eukaryota; Fungi; Basidiomycota; Agaricomycetes; Agaricales; Marasmiaceae
Exons: 14
Coding region: 62-1264 (400 amino acids)
Biological process (GO): RNA catabolic process
Cellular component (GO): extracellular region
Molecular function (GO): ribonuclease T2 activity; RNA binding
Source: RefSeq, a predicted model, not a curated record
AUUUACAUAAAUACCUCUAGACGUUCUUUCCUCGUCUCCCCACCAAUUUCCCCAGUCGACGAUGAGCUUUUUAGUCUUGCUCUUGUGUUUCGCCACCGUUCUGGCUGGGAGACUAGUCUCCCUAGAACCAUUAGUAUCACCUCGUCAAGAUAUCGCGUCAGAAUGUUCGGCGUCUAGUGGUUCGCUUUCAUGCCAUAAUACAUCCUCUGUAACAAACUUGUGCUGCUUUGAAUCGCCUGGGGGCCUUCUUUUGCAAACGCAGUUUUGGGACACUGAUCCUUCGACUGGACCCGAUGAUAGUUGGACGAUUCACGGGCUCUGGCCUGACAAUUGCGACGGUACCUUCGAACAAAGCUGCGACCCUUCUCGGGCCUACACAAAUAUUGCCUCGCUUCUCACUGGUCAAGGCGCUAGCGACACAUUAGCCUUCAUGCAACAGUUUUGGAUAGACAUCAAUGGUCUCAACGAGCAAUUCUGGGAGCACGAGUGGGCCAAACACGGGACGUGUAUGAGCACGCUGAUUCCUCAUUGUCUUCCCAGUGGAAGUCCUUCAGGUGCCGAGGCCGUGGCAUAUUUCCAGACUGUCGUUAAGCUGUUCAAGAGCCUUCCCACGUACAAGUGGCUGGCUGACCAAGGCAUCACCCCAUCGUCUACCGCGACGUUUAGUCUCUCUCAAAUUACAAACGCAUUGACAACUGCGUCCGGGGGUUUCAAGCCAGCAUUGCAAUGUGAAGGUUCGAAUUUGAACGCUAUCAGCUGGUACUUCAAUUUGAGAGGUUCUGUGAUUGACGGGGAGUUUGUACCUAUCUCAUCGCCAAUCUCGAGUACAUGUCCAUCAACUGGCCUCCAUUACCCGUUAAAGACCGGCGGCUCUGGCAGUCCAACGGACCCACCUGACCUGCCUCUUCAAUCUCACGUACAAGCAAUCAUGAAUAGCACCGGAACGGUUGUAGGAGGUUUGCUGAGCUUGGGAACGUGGUCCACUCAGACACUUGCGACCUAUACGUUAGCUGGGACGCAAUCUAGUUUCACUAUGAAGUCGUCGAAAGGUCCUUGCGGUGUUGACGCGGGAACAUUUAAAUGCGGAACCGACGUCGCAUCUACGCCCUUUUCCGCGGUAGCCUCUGGAGACCGCCUUCUUCUCGCAUCAGGCGGGAAUACCGUGUUCUCGAGCGAUGGUGUUCCGAGCGGACAGACUGUAUUCGCUGUAUUUACGGGUAGUGGGCAUAGUCAGACGUAUACGCUGUCGAUUGUCUCGGCGUAGGUGAAUCCGAAUUUAUUUGGCGGAGGCUGUAAGGUCGGACAAUACUACAUCCCAUGGAUAUCUCUAGAGAUAAACGUGCA